UUUUGUUCACACCUAUUGUUGAAGUCGCAUACGUCACAAACGAAAGAUGGUAAACAGCCUUCAGACAUCGUGAUGGAAAGUUGGGUUACCAUAACACCUUGUCUUCGACAAGGUUUGAAGAUUGCAAGUCGAAUUGAUAAUGGUAAAUUUCGAUUACUUGUUAAUCGUAUAUGUCAAAAUUUACAAUCCACUAGUAAUGUAAAGCCAUUCAGUGAAGAGGAAGAAGAAAAACUCUUAGUAUCCUUAGAAUUGAAUAAAGAGGAAUUAACCUUUUUGUUAGAUGCAGUAACACUUAUUUAUAAACAAGCUGCCUACAAUGUAGUAAAGUCGGCAGAAUUCGAAUCUAAUUUAAAAGAUAUUUGUAAAUUAGAUGAAAAUAAAACGUUGAUUUUUGUUAAUUCAUGGUUAAGUUAUGGUAAAGGAAUUAUUGAAUGUCUCAGAAAAAAAUCUAUAUUUCCUACGCAGGUAAAGGACAUUAAUUGGUGUUUAAAUAUACAAUCAUCAUCUUCAACAAUUUCUAAAGAUGCGAGUCCUGUGGCAUUAUUUCAGUUAGACUUUGCAGAGUGCAAAAUAUUCUACGAGAGAUGAAAUAUCAGAAUUUAAAAACAGAUUUGUUAAUUUAAUAUACAACGUACGACGAAGAAAGGAAAUGAGCGAGUCUUCAAUACGAUUGUUAAUAAUAGAAAUAGCAUUACUAAUACGUUGACAUUGUUAAUAAUUUAAAGGGUUCAGGUUUCUGAGACUUCUUAACUUAUAAAUUAAAUGAUUAAAUUACAAAAAGUGUUUCUAAAAGCCUCUGGAAUUAAUUUAAAAGAAACAAUACAAUAUUUUUUUUCUCCCUUUCACGCACACGCACGCAUUUGCUCUCACUAUGCAAAAGAGAUAUAACCGCAUUACUGACGUAAUUAAAGUAAUAAAUAAUACGAAAAUGAGAAAAGAUGUAAUUGAAAUGGUACGAACGAUAAAAUAUACAAACGUAUGUGACAUAAGCAUCACGUACUUUUUGAUGUAAUAUUAAUUGUUCUAAAUGCGAAAUUGAUUUAGCGUAUGAUCUUGGCUGAUAAACGUCGUUUCUAAGAAGAAAAAAAAAAAAAGAAAAAAAAGACGCACCGUGCCAUUGUAGUAAUAACAUGAUAAAUCGAUAAAUCUUAAAUACAAUGAUUUAAUGAUUCAUCGAAUAUAUGUGAGAGAUGUAACGAAGAAGAAUAUUGUAUGUACACGGCGAGUUAUAAUUAAAGUAGUAUGGUCCGAUGCAAAAAAGAAAAUGCAAUAUUAAAUUUGCGUCGUAGUAGCACCGUUUAAUGAAAAAUGCAUGGUAACAUCGAUGUGGUGAUGAGGUAAAAAAUAAAAUAAGACACUUCUUGCGGUUGUGUCGAAAAAAGAAGGGGGGAAAAAAAGAAAUAUUUUAUGAAUAAAGUCAAGGUGCUAUCUUACGGAGCGCAGCAAAGUACUUUUUCUGCAUAAAAUUUAAUUUUAUAUUCAGUCAAAAAUCAAUAUCUACAUCAAUAUCUACGAUCGAUAUAGGAUCGAUUCAGGAAUUUAUCGAUCGUGUACUAUGUGUACAAAACGACGAUAGGAAGAAAGAAAGAAAAGUUGCUUAUGUGCUCUUCCGAGACCCAUAUUAAAGAUCACAGUCUAGGAA
Molecule: messenger RNA, 1642 nt
Organism: Vespa crabro (European hornet)
Lineage: Eukaryota; Metazoa; Arthropoda; Insecta; Hymenoptera; Vespidae
Gene: Vlet
Product: COMM domain-containing protein 10
Exons: 4
Coding region: 73-588 (171 amino acids)
Source: RefSeq, a predicted model, not a curated record